CUGGUGCGUCUCUGGGCUGGGUUUCCUUUUUAUCCAAGAAGACGCGAAAAAAACCCAGCAUUGUCAAGUAUGUCGAGGCAAAGAUACUGAAUUAUCACGUUCAAAGGAUGAUUUAAAAAACUCGGACCUUGCCAUGGCAAUACGGGAGCUCAAAGUUUGCCUUUUAGGGGACACCGGCGUUGGUAAAUCCAGCAUUGUUUGCCGAUUUGUUCAAGAUCAUUUUGAUCACAACAUAAGCCCGACCAUAGGAGCAUCGUUCUUGACCAAGACAGUCCCCUGCGGUAAUGAACUACACAAGUUUCUGAUCUGGGAUACGGCCGGACAGGAACGGUUCCACUCCUUAGCUCCUAUGUACUACCGAGGAUCGGCUGCUGCUGUCAUCGUCUACGACAUAACUAAACUGGACUCUUUCCAGACAUUGAAGAAGUGGGUGAAGGAGCUGAAGGAACACGGCCCAGAAGACAUUGUCGUAGCGAUAGCGGGGAACAAGAACGACUUAGGAGAUAUCAGGGAAGUUCCUAUGAAAGAGGCGAAGGAGUUUGCUGAAUCAAUUGCAGCUAUUUUCAUCGAGACUAGUGCCAGAAAUGCUGUCAAUGUCGAGGAGCUCUUUCAGAAAAUCAGUAAACAAAUUCCGCCGCUGGAAAAUCCCGACGUGGACAGCAACGAGUCCUUCAAACUCACCCGGCAGCCCCCUCCGUCUGCCAGGAGGUGCUGCUAGUACCAGGACGGGCUGAUGAAAACGAUUUCCUCCAACAAGCAGCCUCUGCCAGCGCAGCACGACGUCCACAAUGCACACAGUGUCCUCCCCCUGGGAAAGGCGGCACAGUGGAUGGACCGAGGUCAGCAACAUGAACAGAAAAACCUGCCAACAGUGUUAUGUAGGUCAAUGCACCAAAUUCAACAAGCACAUGUAUUUCUUUUAACUGUAGCAGCUCCAGCGCUGAUGAAGUCAGGAAGCAGAAAAGGCCUUUCAUUUGUCCCCCUCAAGUGGUGUUUUGGCUGAAUUACAAUUAGACUUAUGAUUACAUGGUGUCAUUCACUGCUCAGAAAUGUAUAAAGAGGUGAUUUUUAUGCCCUUUUACAUGUUCUAUGAUCAAUCACAAAUUAAUUACAAGUGCUCCAUGUGAAUAUGCUGAGCAAAGCCAGAUCUUAGCAUUUUUUUUUUCAUCUGUUAUGCAGAUUUCAAUGCACCAUGCUCUUUAAAUGGAAAAGCAUUGAAUCAACGUUAUACUAUCAGUAUUUGCCAGCUAUACUCUCAUCAACUCAUGGAGCUUUUUUGUGCAUCCAUAGAUGCAAAUAUCACCUCAGUUUGAUGAAAAUAUUUGAAUAAGUGGUUGUUGAGCUCUAUUUCUAGAUGAGCGUUUAGUUAUACGACUCUCGGCUUUACAUUCCUCUCCACCGCACAUUUCAUCCACAUAUGUAACAGGAGUUUAAAGCUGCAGAGGCCAAAAUAAUAAUUACAGUACGACCCCCCCCCACCCCCUCCGCUGAAACACUGUGACCGAUAAUAGAACUGUUUACAUAGCGAUUUGUUGAGGAUGUUUUCUACACGCUAAGACGUGUUAUUUUAGAUUUCACUACAGGGAAUGGCUGUAAACAGCUGCCAAGAAUUAGCUUUGCUUGUAUUUUACUAUAAAAAGGGUUGCAUUUAUAGUAUAAAUAAGGAAAAACUACAUGUAAUAUACUAGAAUCAUGUCUAGUUCCACAAAUGCUUAUGUUGUAUACAGUAACUUAACUCCAGCGUCAAAGGAAGCCUAACUUUUAACGUGCAGAUAAUAGUGGGGGGGGAUUUGUUAAAACUGAGAUUCUGUUCAGAUGCUGUCUUUUUUUUCUUUUCUUUUUUGUUACAGUAUUGCUCUUUGAUUUGCUCUGGGACUUCAGAAAAGUAUAAUGGCACUUUUGCAUAUAUUAAAUCAUGCAAUGAUAGUUUGGGCUUACUUAAAAAUGUAUUUUUCCUGUCUUCCCUAAUGUCUAUUUCUUAAAAAAUUUGGAUUGGACUUGAAAAAUUAAAUAGUAUGUCAAGGUAUUUUUGGCUCUGCAUAACUUAAAAAUGUGUUUCACUUGCAGUUAAAACAUUUUAUAAUGUCUGAUAUGACACCUUAAUAUCAGUAAUUUGUAAAAUGUUAACGGGUAUACACAGCCUUUGGGAGCCUUUAACUUUGUUAAAAUUCAGUGGCAAAAAUUAGUGUAUCUAUUGUCGUGUAGUGGCUUUGUGCGAUGUCUCGUACGAGAGCGUCCAACAGUCACGAGUCAAAACAACCAAGGUGGCCCUAGAAUUGCUAAUAAAACCUUGAAUCAAUGAGUUUUAACUGUAAAUCCAACCGCAGUCAUUCACCUGUGCUCUUACUCCACUUCAUGUCAUUUUGGAUGUAUUUUUGUUUGUCUAGUUGUCACUUUGCUUAUGUAACAUGCUUUGUUUCUCCAAUUGGUUGUUUGCUUAUCCCGCGCCAUCCAGAGACGGCUUCUGCUGCAUCCAAUAGCACCGCUUCAACCAGAGUAAUUCUGUAUAUUUAAAAAGUAAAAGAAAAAUGAUUGACAUGCCAGGUUACGACACAGUUUUCUGUCUUGAAACUCAAACAAACUUUCAAAAAUGUGACUGUAUGGACUGACUUAUCAGAAACACCUACCUAACCAAGUUUGGUUUUGAAGUAAGAUGAGAUGUUCCCUUUAAACCCUUGCCCUCAAGACCCGUCACGUCUUAUUUUAAGCAAAUGUCAGACUUGUGACUACAGUCUUUCAGUAAAUUGUAACGCUGUUAACACCUUAAAAUUGGACAUCAAUGCGGGCUAAUAGCUGUUCGGAAUGUUUAAACUUGAGAAAAUACGAGGGGGUGCGGGGUUUCGGUGAGGUUGGAAAUCUGGUACGAUACCAUCUCCUUCAUGAGAUGAAAUUCCAAGAAAUAGUGUGUUCAUCGCACACAAGUGCCUUUUGAUAUGUUGUUCUCAACAGAAAAUGUUUGACAUGGCUGAAAGUGAAUACCUUUGGAAUAAUGCAUUAUUUGUAAAGGCUAACCGCACAUAUAUUUUUACUUUUAAAGUGCAAUUUUUUACAGCCAGCCUUGUCCUGUUUGCAUAAGUCAUGCUUCUCUGUAUUCUCUGUAGAACAGAUACAUUUCUGUUUAUUAAUCAUUGUAAUAAAGAAGUCAUAUUA
This is a messenger RNA of Cololabis saira (Pacific saury), 3150 nucleotides long. RefSeq names its product RAB31, member RAS oncogene family (gene rab31). Lineage: Eukaryota; Metazoa; Chordata; Actinopteri; Beloniformes; Belonidae. The coding region runs from base 134 to 718 and encodes 194 amino acids. The record is from RefSeq and is a predicted model, not a curated record. The transcript is spliced from 7 exons. Gene Ontology annotation, molecular function: GTP binding; GTPase activity.